GACCAGAAAAAGAAGUGGUUUCAAUAUACAAUGAUAAGUUCACCACGCCACCAAGCAGACCUCAAUAUUUCAUCGAAGUGUAUCGCUGUGUUAACGUUGAGCUGGGCGAAUGCUCUAAUGGUCCUAAUGCCUAUCCCGUGCCAAAGAAAGUGGAAGAAAUUGAGAUAUUGGUUCCGGACAUAACAAACAAAGUUCGAGAUCCUAGUAGUAAAAAGAAUUUUUAUAAAUAUGUGGUUUAUAAUCACACCGAUUGUAAAUGUGGGAAUUUAAAAUACAGGACCAGAAAAUUGUAUAAAAUCAUAACAAAUAACAAAGGUUAGUCAAACUUACCACAUGUUUUGUCAUUAAAUUUUUUUUUAGAAAAUAUAUUUCUCUUAUAAUUUUAUGGUUUCUCUUAUAAUUUCAUAAACGAAUCCGCAUAAAGCAUGUUUAUAUAGGUUGAUGGCAACAGUGGCGUAACGUUAUAUCACGGGGCCCCCGGUUCAAAAUUUUCGAAGGCCCCCCCCCCCAUAGUAGAAAUGCAGAAUGCACGAGUUGAGCGCCGUAUAUGCACGAGUUUUCCGGAAAAUUUUUGAAUCUAGACUCUCUGAAAUGCCAUUUCCCGGACUUUGGGGAGAGAUUUUACAGAAUUCUGAUGGUCAGAAAACGACAUUGUAACAUAUCGGAGGCCCUGGCCAAUGUAUUUGCUCUACGGACUGAGUCUGGGGGCCCCCAUUUGGCCCAUUGGAGUUGGGGGCCCCCGGGUUCUCCCGGUCUGAGCCCAUACUAGUUACGCCACUGGAUGGCAAUAUGAUUAAGGGAACAAUUGAACUCUCCUCUCAACAUGCUACACUGAAUUUCAAGGUUAGGAUUAAACACAAACGUUGAGUUGAACAUACGAUACUGAAUGCCAAGAUCCUAUAGGGUAUUGUUAGUUGAUGACCACCAAAUUUGCCUAUAGUGGAGAUCUAACUUUAAAUGUAGGUUGUGCUUGUUCGUUGUUGCACCUGAAGGGUUUUUCAUCACGAUCUUUAAGUCAGGUUUCCUCUCUAGCUCAAAAAUACCAUCCCACUUUGGUUGUAAGCCAUGGUAGCGAUACGAGGUGCAUUACACAGCCCUCGAUGCACCAUGCAGCGUUUCAUAGUUGCAUCCUUCAUAAAUCAGUUGUUACCUGCAUGGAAAGGUGAUUAUUAAACCGUAUAAUUUUAAUCUGCGUGUAUCUUUUUUGCAGUGUCAGAAGUUUAAUUUAGUGCAAAUUAUUGUUGCAUCCUUCGUAAUUCAGUUCUCAGCUGCAAGAAAACGUGAUUAUAAAACUAUAACUUUAGUUUAUGUGAAUUUGUUUUUUGCAGUUUCAGAAGCAUAUUUCAAAGCAGGAUAUUCGAACAACCCAGUCAAUCUGGUACGUGUGUGUGACGUGUGCAACAUUCCUCAACCAAGAUAUCUGCUCACGCCACGGCAUGCAAUAGUUACGCCGCCGUUUAAAUAUCUGGGGUACCAAUUAUGUUUGCCUGGCUGCAUAGCGGUAAAGCAGUCCAUAUCUAAUGUCGAAGUUAUGUGGACGAUCGGUAAAUUGAAGUUCAUCCCGCUAAUGAAUGAUAUUUUUUGCAAGGCUUAUGAUGGAAUAAAGCUUUACAACGAAUUCAAAAAUACAGAAAAUCUAGAAGGAUUGUCAGAAGAUCCAGCUAAACUCCCUUAA
This is a messenger RNA of Paramuricea clavata, 1675 nucleotides long. NCBI's taxonomy places the organism in Eukaryota, Metazoa, Cnidaria, Anthozoa, Malacalcyonacea, Plexauridae. The record is from the annotation of a GenBank genome assembly.